CACUCUGCUAUGACUACGUCAAUCAGUGCGACUACUUGCGCUCUUGCAAUCUAGACCUAACUUACCGCGACUCCCUUAGGCAUCAGCAUCGCCAGUUUACGCCAUGGCAACCGACGAGCUAGGAGAGUUUUACGUCAGAUAUUACGUCGGCCACAAGGGUAAAUUCGGCCACGAGUUUCUCGAGUUCGAGUUUAGACCAGACGGCAAGCUGCGAUACGCGAACAACUCCAACUACAAGAAUGACACGAUGAUCCGAAAGGAGGUGUUCGUGUCCGAAGCGGUCAUGCGGGAGUGCAAACGGAUAAUAGCAGAGAGCGAGGUGACGAAGGAAGACGACAGCAACUGGCCCGAGCCUGACAGGGUGGGUCGGCAAGAGCUGGAGAUCGUCAUGGGGAACGAGCACGUCUCCUUCCUCACCUCCAAGAUUGGGUCCCUGAUUGACGUUCAGAGCAGCAAGGACCCAGAAGGCCUUAGGGUGUUUUACUACCUGGUGCAGGAUUUGAAGUGCCUAGUCUUCUCGUUGAUAGGGCUCCAUUUCAAGAUCAAGCCUAUUUAGGUGCAUGGCACCCCUCUGGCCUUCUCAUCUCAAGUCUCUAUUCUAGGCUGGUACUCAAGUAAAAAUGUUGACAUGCUGGAGUUUGUAGAGGAAGCGGAUGCAAGCUUUAUGAACCAUAAGCAAAUGCAGGUUUGCGGUCAUGGCCAGUUGUAGAUGUUCGUCUUUAGAAUCUUGUUUUUGCAGUUCAUGCUUAUAUGCACGGCAAUGCCUGAGUACACCCUAAGAAACGUCUACAGCUUAC
Messenger RNA from Closterium sp. NIES-67, 797 nucleotides. Lineage: Eukaryota; Viridiplantae; Streptophyta; Zygnematophyceae; Desmidiales; Closteriaceae. The record is from the annotation of a GenBank genome assembly.